Molecule: messenger RNA, 591 nt
Organism: Lactuca saligna
Lineage: Eukaryota; Viridiplantae; Streptophyta; Magnoliopsida; Asterales; Asteraceae
Source: the annotation of a GenBank genome assembly
AUGCCAAUGGAAAAUGAAGAUAUUCCUCACUCUCCCUCCGAGCCUGAAGUGGAGGAGAUUCAUCACUCUCCCACAGCUUAUAUAGCUGAUGAGCAUGAUAAUCAGAAAGCAAAUGAUUCAAAAUCUUCUCGAGAGGAUGAUGACGAUGAUUUUUAUGAAGAUUUUGAUUUUGGUGAUGAAGAUUUUAAUCCUUUUCUUGAUAUUCCCAGCAGCCGUGUAAAUAAAGUCAAUGAACUUGCUUCUUUAGCAACCAAGACUAGAGAUGAAGGAAAUUUUCUCAAAAUUCUACUCUCUACCUCAAAGCCCUUGGAGGACACAACAAGCCAAGGAGAUGUGACAUCAGAGAUUCCUCCCUCUAUUUCACUUGUCUCAACAUCAACUCCAGUCAUUUCUAACUUAACUGAACCUCAGACUUCUCAGACUUCGAUAAGAACAAGCCAAUCUCUUGAAAGUCUGGAGGUACCCUCUGUAAGAUGUGCUCCUCAAAUUAUUUCAACAAUCACUGCAACCUCUGCUCACUCUCCUCCAAAGCAGACUGAUGAAGGUCCAAGUACCAUGUUCGAGACUGGUGGAUCCUCCUCCAUUCCAUAA